GGGAACAGACCAAGAAAAUCCCAGGGGGGAAAAGAAAAGGAGAAGGAAUUAAAAGAUGAACCCGACAGUAAACCCAAAGGUGCUCUCCUUAUCUCUUGUACUUUGUGUGAUUACAAAGGUAUGUGGUCAAAUCUGCCGUCCACCUUGCUAUUGCCCUUGGACUGUUCCCCGCUGUGCCCCCGGGGUGUCCCUUGUCCUGGAUGGCUGUGGAUGCUGCCGAGUGUGUGCCAGACAACAAGGCGAGCCCUGCAAUGAGAGGCAUGUGUGCGACCACAGCAAGGGCCUCUACUGCGACUACAGCCGCCAUUACUUGGGGGUUUCAGGUGUCUGUGAAGUUUCUACAGCCCAAGAAGAUUCCAUGUGUGAAAUGGAUGGAAAGCGCUACACGGAGGGGCAGAUCUUCCAGCCUUCCUGUCGACUCCAAUGUCAUUGUGUGGAUGGAGGGAUCACCUGCGUCCCGCUCUGCACUGAGGAUGUCCGCCUUUCCACUCCGGAGUGUCCGAACCCUCGGCGCGUGCAGGUGCCAGGCAAAUGUUGUCAAGAGUGGAUUUGUGAGAAGCACAGCAACUUUUUACAAAACGCCCUUCCAGCUUUCACGCCAGAUGCCAGCACUUAUGGAGUAUCCCAUUUUGAAGGCCUAUCUCCAUUUACCAACUGCAUUGAGCAUAGCACAGAAUGGAGUGCCUGCUCAAAAAUGUGUGGAAUUGGAGUGUCUACCCGCGUCACUAACAAAAAUCCGGAGUGCAGAAUGGAAAAGAAAAGCCGGUUGUGUAUAAACCGACCCUGUCGGAGCAUGAACAGACGUACAGCACCGGUGAGCUGAGAAACCUUGUGUGGCAGCAGGAUUUUGAAAACAAUGACUUUUGUAUUUUCUUUUAUUGUACACUUAUUUGCAUAUGAUCUGCAAGCACAACUGCAAUUACAUUAAGUUGGGAGGUUUAUUUCAAUGUAAUGAAAUGUAUAUAUGGAAUACUGUAUGAGGGAAAAGCUACGUAGUAACGAUCAUAUUUACCAUCAUGCAAUGUGAUCAUCACAGAAUCAUGGAGUUACGCAAACGCAAGUUAGUCCAGCAUGCAGAAGAGAGAUGUCAAGGAAAAGAAGUUGUGUUAAUGGACCGGAAGGUGUUCAGUUCUGGUACCCAAGACUGAUCCAGAGAGUGAGAUCUUUCACCCAGAGAAUGGAUAACGUUAUGGCUUCUUAAAGAUUUCCUAGCUAUGUUAUGGUUAAUACACCAUGAUGUAUGCAGGCUGCCCCGAGUGUUACAAAGAAACAUAAAUUCAGGGUUAGACAAAUGCUAUAUUAACAUGCUAUGAAAAAUACAAGCCUUCCCGUGGGAAAGUUCAUGUGACUGACCUGUGUUGUUCAAAUUUGCUAUGAUCUGACAUAAUGCUGAUUUCUUUAAAUCGAAUGUAUAAAUAGCAAUCAGGUCAGCUGAAAAUGGUGGACACAUUGUGUUUAAAAAGCGAUUUCCACUGAUUGCAUGGUUUUAUUUUUACUGAAACACAAGAGAAAAUCCUUAUUAGAUUUUUGAGAAAAUUGAUUGACAAAUUUACAGUGCAGUUCUUCUAAAACUCACGCUGGAUAGGCACAUGAUCACAUAGAAUAGGUAAGAAAGGGUAAAUUUAAGAAUUCCCAGAGCAUGUCAACUCUGUCUUAAUUUCCACUGUGGGCUGGAUGAUGAUGAUCUACUUAUUUCUGUACUGCUCCGUACACAAUUGGUGUAAAGUGUUUUGAGGCUGAGAGAACAAACUUUAGAAUUCAGUUCAAGUUUCGCUCUGUCAUAGGAGGAUUGGCUUGAAAAUGUCCCUGAAAUGUUUCUAUUUUGUUUUCUAUGUGUAAAAAUGUAAAUAUAUUCAGUAAGCUUAAGCUAUCACCUUGCUGUUACAGUAUAUUAAAAUUGUCAACUCAUUGCAUGUAAUCAUGAAAUAGUGAAACAAGCAUUUAAUAUAGUCAUUAAUUUAAGUGAUAUCUUUAACAAAAAGUAGGUAUUUAUUUCAUAUCUUUGCUUUUAUAACCAUCUAAUAUUUGUAACAGAUUUUGAGGAAAGCAAUCCUAUUGGCUGAAAUAUGCAAAACAAUAGAUUGAAACAAUGCCAAUGGUUUCAAAGAGAGUGAAGCUUGAAAAGCUGGAAAAUGCCUACUUCUAAAAUUGAUUUCAUUUCUUUAGCAAUGGAGAAAAUUGGAUUUGAGUUUUAUUUUUUUGAAGUCCCAAAUAUGAACCCUCGUCCUAUUAGAAGUUGUCACCGAUUGCAUUGGUCUGCAAGAAACAAAAUGUUUUUGUUCCUGUCAAAGAUUUUUAGGCCUUUCUGAUAGAUUUAAGGGAGCUCAGUCCAAAUCUCACAACAAAAUUACUCUGUCACAUUCAGGUUUGGGCGGCAUGGUGGAGUGGUGGGAAGCGCUGCUGCCACGCAGUUAGGAAACCCGGGUUCGC
Messenger RNA from Polypterus senegalus (gray bichir), 2430 nucleotides. RefSeq names its product cellular communication network factor 5 (gene ccn5). The record is from RefSeq and is a predicted model, not a curated record. Gene Ontology annotation, biological process: signal transduction; cell adhesion. Gene Ontology annotation, cellular component: extracellular matrix; extracellular region. Lineage: Eukaryota; Metazoa; Chordata; Cladistia; Polypteriformes; Polypteridae. Gene Ontology annotation, molecular function: integrin binding; heparin binding. The coding region runs from base 56 to 823 and encodes 255 amino acids. The transcript is spliced from 4 exons.